Molecule: messenger RNA, 903 nt
Organism: Symsagittifera roscoffensis
Lineage: Eukaryota; Metazoa; Xenacoelomorpha; Acoela; Convolutidae
Exons: 4
Coding region: 1-903 (300 amino acids)
Biological process (GO): protein N-linked glycosylation; N-acetylglucosamine metabolic process
Cellular component (GO): membrane
Molecular function (GO): beta-1,4-mannosylglycoprotein 4-beta-N-acetylglucosaminyltransferase activity
Source: RefSeq, a predicted model, not a curated record
AUGCGUGAAAUUCCUUCAAAGGACACGACUGAAGUACAUUUGAUCGAAAGAAAAGACGAAAAAGAAGAUAAGACGACCGACGAAAAAGAGACGACACAUGAAGAACACGAGAAGCAGGUAGAAGACGACAAAAACAACGAGGAGGAGCCCGUGCAACCCAUAGACGAGUUGUGCAAUCCCGAACCACUGCCCCAUGUUAGUGACGAUCUUUGUGUCGGCGACUUCAACAAAAACGCGUUUACGGGAAAACUGCGCAAAACGCCCGUUAAAACAAUAGUGCAUUCUGUUAAAUUCAGCUUCGAAGUUGAUGUGCUAGAAAUACACCUAAACGAGCUAUAUGACGUGGUAGACUAUUUCUUUAUUGUCGAGUCGGUGAAUGCGCAUGCUGACAGCAGUCCAAAGCCUCUUUUGUGGGAGUUCCUAAAAAAUCAGCCAAGAUUCAAAAAGUUUGAGAAAAAAAUAGUGAGGCUUAUUUUGGACGAUUCCUCUGUGACUCUGCCGUCGCCUGACUUCGGAAUCUGGGUACCAGAAAUACGUGAAGAAGUCAUCAGGUGGGAGAAGAUUAAACAGUGGCUUGACCACUACAAACUAUCCUCGGACGCUCUAAUCGGCUUCGGAGACGGGGACGAAAUAACUUCGCGGCAUCUUGUCCAUCGAAUGCGUUAUUGUGAGUUGAAAAAGGAAGUUUUCGAUAUCGGUAUGCUGUUUUCGUUCGGCAAUCUGGAAAAAGCGUAUAGCUCGGGUUACCUCUCCCUGAACUACGCUUUCUCAGGGGCAACGUUUUGGACCUAUGAUGCGCCUCGGAACUCUCCGAGGUUUCCCAGAUCCUUCAACUAUUUCCUGCUCGGAGUCGUCGCCAGAUCCUUCAAGAUCCUCACGGUGGUGGCAGUCAGGUCAAGUUAA